This is a messenger RNA of Stegodyphus dumicola, 3373 nucleotides long. RefSeq lists its product as uncharacterized. The record is from RefSeq and is a predicted model, not a curated record. NCBI's taxonomy places the organism in Eukaryota, Metazoa, Arthropoda, Arachnida, Araneae, Eresidae.
UUGUCUGCGUAUCCAAGUUGAAGAGCUGCAUGUACAGCACUAAAGAAAACUCUACGGAGCGUGUGAGAGAUCUCCACGACAACUUCUACAUGCGAGGCACAAGCAAGAAUUCAACAGAUCAGGAUGAUGAUUUCAACGACAGUCUUCCAAGUUUCAGCAUCUGGAUUUUAACGGUUUCCAGUCUCUCCCUAGCGGCUAUGUUCGCUAUCACAGGAGGAGCUCUCUCCGUCAUCAAUGCUAUUCGGAAUUCUACCGAAGUAGUGUUCGGAUUUGUUGGAAUUCUCAUAUGGAACGGACUUGGAGCUCUCUCGGCUAUGGUUUCGGUCUUCAGCUGGACUGUCCAAUACUUAACAAAGUUCCGCAGAAAUGUUAUGACACGUGAAGAACUGGAACAACAUUGGGUGUCUGAGUACCGAUCAUGCCUAGGUUUCAGUUUCUACUUGGUCGUCAUUUCAAUCCUAUUGUUCUUGGUCAACAUCGCAGCACUUGCGGUUAUUAUCAGACAACCUUGGGUAGAUCGGAAGUUGCGAUCGGAACUGAGGAAAAAACUUUCUAUGAGAAAAUUCGUUCCACAUUCGCCAGCUUCUAGCCUUGCCAAGAAACCAAAAGAUGACGUUAUAUCUGUCUGAUAGCUGUUACUGCUGCAAUUUUUAUUGUUAUAUAUGUAGGAAGGGUACAUUUAGCACAAUGACAAUUAAUUGAAAGGAAGUUUUUAUUAGAAAGAUUGUUAUUUAUUGGAAGUAAUGUCUGGUUAUUUAACUUGGUUCACUACGUAUAUCGUGCAUGUAUGGAAGACUGCAUAAACGCAACGAUUAAAUGAUACUACAUAAGAACCCCAAAUCACAGAAUAAAAUCAUCAAGUUAAUGAGGUGGAAAUUAAAAUGAGAUAAUAUAAUAUUCGUGCUUGCCUUUUAAAGUACUAUACAUGUAUUUAUGACACUAAGCCAUGACAAUUAAUCUACACAACACGAAGAACAGAUCCAUUGCAAUAAGAAUGUAAAUAUUACCAUAAGUUAUACCGAGCUCCUGAACCCCAUUAACAUGCGUGGAUACAUAAUAAGGACAACAAACACCAUAUUUCAUCAUCCACAAGUGACCAAAUAAAAUUAUAAUUAAUGUACGGUUACAUUAAAUAAAAUUGUAAUUAAUAUACAAUCACGGAAAACUUCGUUUGUUUACUCACAGAAUUAAAGAAUUUGUUUAUACUUUUUAGUGACCUGCCCAGCCUUCUUUGAUUCACUACAUCAAAAAUGUCUUGGUCUGAUAUUAAUACUAUAGCCUCAAUCAUUCUUUCUUUUCCUGUCUACAUUUCUUUCACUUAUAUUUCAAAGCUUUUGGACAACAGAAACAAUUUCCAUGGGUUCUGACAUUGUUGCCUCGUCACUGGCAAUCUUUCUGCUAUGGCAUAAUCAGGGACCAGUCUUUUCCAAUGAUGAAUUAAUGUUAGUCUUUCAACUUCACUCCAAGCCAAAGCAGUGUGAGAUUUAUUCAUCAAACAUAAGUUUCUUCUAAAAAAUCCUCUAAGCGAAUGGGUUGCUUGCAAGAUUUUCCUCAUGUGUUAUGUGAAUAUGAGCCUGUUUCCCUUAGAAAGUUCUCCAAAAAAGCAUCUCUCCCCUUAGACAGAUAGCCCUUGUGUAUUUUGCCAAAUUCAAAUAACCAAAUCUCUUAACAGAUCAGAUUUUUCAUCAACUGGUUUGAUAUUUUUUGGAAGAUUCAUGCGCGAAUAAAUCAAGAAACAGAUUACCGGCCAAAACAUAAUCAUAAGAGUUUGUUAUGAAAAUUUUCAGUUGAGUUCAGUUGGCAAUGAAUGAAUGAAAACUGUCAAGAGUUAUUUAACAAGAUGAAGUCCUAAAAGUAACAAACAAUGCAAAAUUUUCAGAUAAUUAUACUAGAUUUGUUUGUACACAGCUAAUUAUUUAUAUAUCAUUAUACAAUAUGUUUAUUCACUUUUUAUAACAAUAGUUGCUGUCCUUACAUUAGUGAUAACUUUAUGUCCCAUAUUCAACAGUUAUUCAACUUAACAAACCUUCAAAUGCAUAUGGUUAACAGACUAAGAAUAAAUAUAAGGUAGCACUUAAAUGUUUUCCAAGUAGAAACCAUGCUUAUUAGUGAGAAUAUUCCUUAUUCUUGUCUCCAUUCAAAAGCUUAUGUUACUACCAAUAUACUUUCAUUUUUAAAAUACAAUUAAUUAAACCCAUUUAAUUUUACAUCAAUAUUAAGUAAUUAAGUUAUCAGUUGUUUUUAAUAAUUAAAGGCUGUUAGAGUUUGAAUAAUCUUUAUAUUAUCAACUAAAAUUUAAAUAAAUGUUAGUAUUCACAUUAAUGACAUGGGUCAGCAUGAUGAUUUUUGCAGAGCUUUCUGCAUUUGAAUGUUGGCAAGCUGAAGUCCUAGAUCAGAACAUACAUAAAGUUGAUUUCAGUACUUUGUUUUGAGUUAGUGAUGAAAACCCUUUUUCAUGUAGACAUAUGGAAGCAAACUGAGUUAUAAUUUUUAAGUCUGUCUGCACAGCUCAUUACAUUCCAUUUUCACAUGUAAUAGGCUACCAAUGAGAACAGCAAACAAAGAUGAGAAGCACCACAGUCAUAGAGCUCUUUUGUUGGGGGGGGGGGGAAUUAAGAUUGUACUGUCUAUAGUGAGAAAGCCAAUAAUAAAUUUCAUAAAAUGUCAGUCUUGGGAGAAAAUGUGAUAGAUGAUUGUCAUUUGCAAUUUUCAGAGACUGAGAUUUCCAGGUAUAAAGCAGUAUGUUGAUUUUUUUUUUCCAAUCUAGGAGGACUACAAAGGCAGGCUUCAAGAACCACAGUUUGCGAAAUGCUGAUAUAAGGUAGUGCAAAAUUUUUCAAGGGACAAACUUCACAGUUUAUACUUACUGUAUUAUAUAAACUAUGAGUUUUAUUUGUAAGGAAGAAAUUUAUUUCACAACUUUAUUAGUGCUCACCAUAUUUCCUCUAUACAAAUUCAUCAGAUCAAUUUAGAGUAUACACAUUUCAUAGCGGAUGCAUUAGUUUGUUGGUGUAUGUUUCAACCACUUUUGGUGAUAAAUUUUCUGAUUUCAAUACUCAAAAGUUCAUGGCCAUAUACCCAACACUUAGUUCUACACAUGUUAUGCUGAAAGGAUUUCGGGGACUGUGCAUGAUAAAACCAAUGAUUAAAAGCAAAUGAAACUUUUCAAUGAGUAAAAGCAAAAUGAAAUCACGUUUUCUGUUUUUAUUGUAUGUUAUGUAUAAAUGUCUACACUUGUUGCUUUUUUAUUUUUUCAAUCAAGUCUUAUUUUCAUUUUGUGUUAUAUCAAAACUUUCACAAAUUUGUAAUUUAGUUUGAAUGGCAAACUUAACAUUGUAAUUAUAAUGCUACUGAAUAAAUCUAAAAAUUCUGA